GAGAGAUCGAAGCCCUGUGUCGUGCAUGCAUUUUGUGCACCUUUCCCCCCUUCGCAUGCACACGCGUUUUUCCCCUUCUCUCUCUCUCUCAAUAUAUAAGUAAGUACAUCUACAUGUAUCUAUACAAGCUCGCCUCUGUCUCUCUCCGUCUAUUUAAUUACUAGAUUUUACUUUCUUAUUUCUCGCCUCUGCCAGAUUACUUCUCCGAUCGCCGCCUCCUGCUUUUACUCCUUUUUUUAUCCCCUACUCUGAGUUUAAAUCCGAGAUUUGGAUUUAAAAUUAUUGAUGUAUCAAAUUUUGCCUUUCUCUUGAGAUUCCGGAUUGACUGAAUUGCGGAUUUAGGGUUUUGAUUUUGCGUUUCCCCUUUGUUUGGGGUUUUAGAUUUGAAUUUCCGAGGAAUGGGAUCAAAGAAUUGCAUGAAUCAUGUUUGCCGUGGAACGACGUCGUCUGAGUGGAAGAAAGGUUGGAGCUUGAAAUCAGGUGGAUUUGCUAACCUGUGUUACAGAUGCGGAUCUGCCUAUGAGAAUUCGGUUUUCUGUGAAACGUUCCACUUGGAGGAAUCUGGUUGGAGGGAAUGUCGGAUAUGUGCAAAGCGAAUUCAUUGUGGGUGCAUUGCUUCAAGAUAUGUACAUGAAUACAUGGAUUUUGGAGGUGUUGGGUGCAUAACCUGUCUAAAGCGAUUGGAAGUUCAUUCUAAACAAUCACUUCAGAUUCCUAGUAAUAUUUCUGAGGACACAGUUUCAACAAAUGGGAUUAAGGAUGUUCAUCCUGGAGUUGUAGAGAAUCGCAUUGAUGAUGACAAGUUUAUCACUCAGAGGUUACUGCAAUUGACCAAGGCUAUAGGUGCAAUUAAUGGUUGUUCGGGUCUUGAGCAACUUACACAUGAAGAUCCCUUGCUUAAAAGUAGGCAAAACAGCACACGCAUUCCAAAUCUCACUCAACAAAGUUUGUCAUCUACUUUCUUCAAAACAGAUUAUAGCAGACCAAGAGAUGGGGUUAAGAAUAUCUAUGAAUCUUUUGCUCAACCUUCCGUAAAUUUCUCAUUGAUGACACCUUCAAGUAGUCCGAUCACUAUUUUGCCUUUUCCUGGUGGGAUUGCUGAAGGAAGCGAACAGAGCAAAGGUUCUUUAGAACAAGCGCUCAAUGUUCUACCAAAACCUCCCAGACCUAGCCCUACUGUUGGGUCUGAGAUAAAUAAAGGAACUGUUUCACAAGCACGUGUUGCUAGGCCUCCUGCUGAAGGGCGAGGUCGUAAUCAGUUGCUUCCUCGGUAUUGGCCAAGGAUCACUGACCAAGAACUGCAGCAAUUAUCUGGAGAUUUAAAAUCCAUUAUAGUACCUCUGUUUGAGAAAGUUCUGAGUGCCAGUGAUGCUGGGCGAAUUGGUCGCCUGGUCCUUCCUAAAGCUUGUGCUGAAGCAUUUUUUCCCCUGAUUAAUCAAUCAGAAGGUAUACCAAUAAGGAUUCAAGACAUAACAGGGAAAGAGUGGACUUUCCAAUUCAGGUUCUGGCCUAAUAAUAACAGCAGGAUGUACGUAUUGGAAGGCGUAACCCCUUGCAUCCAAAAUAUGCAAGUACAUGCGGGUGACACGGUGACAUUUAGUCGCAUAGAACCUGGUGGUCAACUUGUCAUAGGCUGCCGAAAAGCAAUAAACAAUGGUGAUGCCCAGGAUUCCCAAUGUCUUGCCUCAACAAGUGGUGAUUCUCCUGGGGAAGCGUCAUUUUCUGGCGCUACUGCUGGCAAUCUGCUUUUAAAUGGAGGUAAAACUUCUGAUGAUUCACUCCAGCAGUCCAUGUCGGAGAGGAAGAAGGUGAAGAACAUUAAAAAUAAGAGGCUUCACAUGCAUACUGAUGAAGCCAUGGAGCUGAGAAUAACUUGGGAAGAAGCACAAGAGUUGCUUCGUCCAUCUCCCACUGCUGAACCAACUGUUGUUGUAGUUGAGGACCAUGAAUUUGAAGAAUUUGAAGAACCUCCAAUAUUUGGAAAGAGGACAGUUUUCACUUCUGGACCAUCAGGGGAGCAGGACCAGCUGGCUCAGUGUGACAGUUGCUUGAAAUGGCGAAGAUUGCCUGUGCAUGCUCUUCUUUCUGCAAAGUGGUCAUGUUCGGAGAAUAUAUGGGAUUUAAAAAGGUGCUCAUGUCCUGCUCCUGAGGACAUACGGCCCAAAGAUCUGGAACCUUUUGUUCCUAGUUACAAAGAAUCCAAGAGGAGAAAAGUUUCGGAGAACAAGAUGCCAAAAGGAGGGGAGCCUUCUGGCUUAGAUGCCUUGGCAACUGCUGCAGUUCUAGGAGACAACAUAAGUGCCAUAGCUGAGAGUUCGGUGGGGGGCACCACAAGGCAUCCUCGCCAUCGUCCCGGCUGCACUUGCAUUGUCUGCAUACAACCUCCCAGCGGAAAGGGGAAGCACGAGCCCACUUGCAAGUGCAACGUCUGUCAGACAGUACGACGCCGUUUCAAGACACUGAUGAUGCGCAAGAAAAAGAGGCAGUCUGAAGUUGCCCAAGCCAAGGAUAGGGCUUCCCUUAAAAUCGAACUGGGGAGGGAGGACAUAACCGGAGAUGAUGUGAAGACAGACGCAAUGGGGAAGGAAGCUGACAUGGAAGAAUCAAGCAAAGGGCAGUUGGACCUCAACUGUGAUCCUCACCGUGAGGACGAGAUGCUUGCACAGACAGCUGGAAUGAGCUUGACAACCUUGAUGAACUCGGUUGCCCUACCGUUGGAUAUGUAUCUCCCGCCUACCAUCUCUCAGAACCAAGAAAAUCUCUCCUUCAUCCCUGCAGAUACAGAUGGGAGAGGACAUCAGUAAAGAGUUACGUUAUUUAUUUAUUUAUUGUUAUUUAAAAAUUUGAAAUCCACAAAUUUUGUGUUUUUGGAGAUCACCGAAGUAUAUAUUUGAAAACCACAGUGAAAAGCUUGAGCGACUUCUUA
This is a messenger RNA of Salvia splendens (bonfire salvia), 2926 nucleotides long. Its product is annotated as B3 domain-containing transcription repressor VAL1. The record is from RefSeq and is a predicted model, not a curated record. The coding region runs from base 399 to 2804 and encodes 801 amino acids. The transcript is spliced from 13 exons. Gene Ontology annotation, molecular function: zinc ion binding; DNA binding. NCBI's taxonomy places the organism in Eukaryota, Viridiplantae, Streptophyta, Magnoliopsida, Lamiales, Lamiaceae.